Pygoscelis adeliae (Adelie penguin) is the source of this 1079-nucleotide messenger RNA. RefSeq names its product syntaxin 18 (gene STX18). The transcript has 11 exons. Lineage: Eukaryota; Metazoa; Chordata; Aves; Sphenisciformes; Spheniscidae. The record is from RefSeq and is a predicted model, not a curated record. Gene Ontology annotation, cellular component: endoplasmic reticulum; SNARE complex; membrane. Bases 1 to 876 code for a protein of 291 amino acids. Gene Ontology annotation, molecular function: SNAP receptor activity. Gene Ontology annotation, biological process: retrograde vesicle-mediated transport, Golgi to endoplasmic reticulum; intracellular protein transport.
AUGUCUCCUUCAAGACCUGCCAAGGAAGUCAUAUUGAUUUCUCAUAUUGGAAAGCUGAAGGAUUUUCUUCUGCAACACAGAAAAGAUUACAUUAAUGCUUACAGCCAUAUUAUGUCUGAGUAUGUGAGGAUGACAGAUACAGAGCGUGAUCAGAUAGAUCAAGAUGCUCAGAUAUUUAUGAGGACGUGUGCCGAUGCCAUUCAUCAGCUGAGAACAGAAGCACACAAGGGUGUCCAGUCUGCUCAGGUAAAGGAGCACAGAACAGCUGUCUUGGACUUCAUUGAAGAUUACUUAAAAAGAGUAUGUAAGCUGUAUUCUGAACAAAGAGCCAUCCGAGUUAAGCGAGUGAUAGAUAAGAAGAGACUGUCCAGACUUGAACCUGAGCAGAGCAACGUGUCCAAAUCACCUCUUUCUGCUGAAAAACCUUCACAGAAUCCUUUAGAUGAUUCUGAAGAAAAACUUUCUGCUGAGGAAAGCAGCGACAGGAAUCUGCCUGAUGCCCAAAGUAACCUUGGAUUAUGGGGGGACAGCAAAGGUGAAGAUGAGCUGUCACCUGAAGAAAUACAAAUGUUUGAACAGGAGAACCAGAGACUCGUUGGUGAAAUGAAUAAUCUCUUCGAUGAAGUCAGACAAAUUGAAGGAAAAGUGGUGGAAAUCUCCAGAUUACAAGAGAUAUUCACUGAAAAAGUCUUGCAACAGGAGACGGAUAUUGACAAUAUCCAUCAACUAGUUGUGGGUGCAACAGAGAAUAUCAAAGAAGGCAACGAAGACAUAAGAGAGGCAAUCAAAAACAAUGCUGGAUUUAGAGUAUGGAUCCUAUUCUUCCUUGUGAUGUGUUCGUUUUCCUUGCUUUUCCUGGACUGGUAUGAUAAUUAAUUAGAAAUAUAGUAUUGUCUACAUGCUUUGUCUGUAAAACUUUUGACUUUUUUUUCAAUGGAGUGGGGUAUAUGGCAUACCGCUGUAUUUUAUGCAUUUUUUCAUACCGCUAUGAUGGAAGUAUUUCCCAAUGAAUAAGCAUGUGUAUAUAUCCAUUAGUGCAGAGGGAGCGGCUAGCAUUCAUUUUAAAUCCCUUUAUCGAA